Molecule: messenger RNA, 1086 nt
Organism: Helianthus annuus (common sunflower)
Lineage: Eukaryota; Viridiplantae; Streptophyta; Magnoliopsida; Asterales; Asteraceae
Exons: 3
Coding region: 1-1086 (361 amino acids)
Source: RefSeq, a predicted model, not a curated record
AUGAAUAGCGACGAUUCAUCCGAUAGUAGCAUUCUUUUUUUUCAAAAUCUCAUCGAAGAAGCCGAACUUCAAGACACGGGCACAUCUAACCAAAGGAGAUAUAUUGAACGUCAACGUGAGGAGGGGCAUGAGACACUAAUGGCGGAUUAUUUUGUCGAAGACUCGAAAUACAACGAAGAUAUUUUUCGGCAUAGGUUCCGUAUGUCGAAACGUUUGUUUCUAAAAAUUGUGGCCGACGUGGGAGAGAACGACUCGCGGUUUCAAGAGGCCCUCGAUGCGCGAGAUAGGAAGGGCUUUACGUCGUUGCAAAAUGUGACAUCGGCUAUUAAACAGCUCGCAACUGGUAGCACUCCAGACGAGAACGAAGAGUACUUGCAUAUGGUCGAAAGAACUUCCCGCGAGUGCCUAGAAUAUUUUUGCGACACGGUUUGCAAAAUAUAUGCUCCCGAGUUCUUACGUAGACCGACAAGCCACGACAUGGCACUUUUAUACGAAGCUCAUGAGGAAAAACAUCACCUUCCAGAGUAUCGAGGCCAAUAUAUGCGAGGAGAUCAUCGAUACCCGACUGUUAUGCUCGAAGCGGUUGCAUCUCAAGACUUAUGGUUUUGGCAUGCUUUUGCCGGUCCAUCGGGUUCUCAAAACGAUAUCAAUUGUGGUUAUUUGCUCGCGGAUGGAAUCUACCCUCCGUGGUCCGUGUUUGUGAAGUCGAUUCCUUACCCUCACGAAGUAGACCAAAAGAAAUUCAAGAGGCAACAUGAGGCGGCAAGAAAAGACGUCGAACGGGCUUUUGGUGUUUUGAAGUCGAAAUGGGGUGUAUUGAGUCGACCGAUGCGAGCAAGAUCUGUUAGAAAAAUUAGGAGUGUUGUGUACACGUGUAUUAUUUUACACAACAUGAUUUUGAUAGAUGACGGAAAGGCGAUAGCACCGGUGCACAUUCGGGAUCCUCCGGUCGAGCGGGCUCUAGACGAUACGGUGUUGGGCGAGUUGAUGGAUGAAGACACGCAUUGGAGACUAAAACACGAUCUCAUAAAUCAUCUCGCAAGUCAAGAUUUACCCCACCUUUUGGUCGAAUCCGACGAAGACUAG